AUGAAACACUUGUUGAUGGGCGGCUCCCAGCUGAUGAGUGUUUGCACGCCUGUCUACAAGAACACCGUGACUGCUAGUGGCGGAGACAAGGCGGGAGACAGGUGCGUGUUCCCCUUCGACUGGAUAGACUACACGUAUAACACGUGCGUCGAGGAUAACCUGGUCGGCCCACCGUUCGCGUGCGCCGGAGAGUUUGCGCUUGCAGAUGACGUAAAAGACGCUCCGACGUAUAUCGACCUGGGCCCCUGGUCCCCCGGGCCACGGUACACCGUGGCCACGUGGGUCAGCCCCUGGCGAAUUGACACCAUGAGGCAGGUAUGGGGACCUUGGUGACACAACACGCAGGGAAAAGCGUCGAUUUUAAGCUACUUUGCUUUUUUGGUCAACGUCAUCAAUUUAGCCCAAUAGUAACAAUAAAGCAAUUAAUUCACGUUUAA
This is a messenger RNA of Dreissena polymorpha, 437 nucleotides long. RefSeq lists its product as uncharacterized. The transcript is spliced from 3 exons. Bases 1 to 333 code for a protein of 110 amino acids. The record is from RefSeq and is a predicted model, not a curated record. NCBI's taxonomy places the organism in Eukaryota, Metazoa, Mollusca, Bivalvia, Myida, Dreissenidae.